CCACAGCGGCCGCCUGAAACCACGACAACCUUGGAACUCAUCCGGCUUCAAUCAACGUAUAUGCCAUAGCAAGCUUCCAUGUCGGCUCUAGCGACACCCGCACGCGAUGCGCCCACGUCCGCCCCUUGCGCCUUCGCGGAACUCGUCCCUGCAAAUGUGCUAGCCAAAGACGCUUUCGACGCCGUUGCUGAAGCCAGCCUGCAACAGCCCCAGCCCUACUUCGCCGCCUUCAUGCGCAAUGGCGCCUUCCACUUCAACCUGCCGACUCGUGACCCACAGCGCUUCCCAAUAUGGAUCGCGGGAAAGGGCAGAGACACGGAGCCUGAUGCAACACAGCUUCGACUGACAGCGGGCUCUGGCACAGCUAAACAUGCCAUACGUGGGAAGCAUGUGCGCUUUUCCUUAUCCCCAAAGACCGGCUACCUCGUUAUCAGGGCCUACCCUCCCGCCGCAACAAGUCUAGCAGUUAACGGCGUGCCCCUAAACAUGGAGCCCUACACUUUGCACGAAAACACAGCAAGGGUUAGGAUUGGUGAGCUUGAGUACCUGUUUCGCUACACGACCUUCGCCCAGUCGAAGCAGUUCCUAGAGGCGCGCAACCUCUUCGUUUCGCUACAGCACCCAGACUCGAGCAAAGGCCUUGCCUUGACGCCUACACCCGCCCCAACAACCCGCAGCAUAGGCGAAUGGACGUUACAGAAAGAGCUUGGAAAAGGAGCGUCUGGGGCCGUGUACUCGGCGACAAGUCCGCGGGAUGAGGUGGUGGCGAUCAAGCUGAUCGUGAGGAACCAGCGCUCAGCUGCGUCAGUGAAGAAUGAAGUACAGACCCUGACAGCCAUCACUGAGGCAGCAAAGGCAGCUGCAUGCUCCCAUAUUGUCGCACUACGAGGUUCUAUCUACCCAAACGGGCUUGAGGAGUAG
Molecule: messenger RNA, 921 nt
Organism: Trematosphaeria pertusa
Lineage: Eukaryota; Fungi; Ascomycota; Dothideomycetes; Pleosporales; Trematosphaeriaceae
Exons: 2
Coding region: 79-921 (280 amino acids)
Biological process (GO): protein phosphorylation
Molecular function (GO): ATP binding; protein kinase activity
Source: RefSeq, a predicted model, not a curated record